This is a messenger RNA of Bombus pyrosoma, 762 nucleotides long. RefSeq lists its product as uncharacterized. Bases 174 to 641 code for a protein of 155 amino acids. The transcript is spliced from 4 exons. The record is from RefSeq and is a predicted model, not a curated record. Lineage: Eukaryota; Metazoa; Arthropoda; Insecta; Hymenoptera; Apidae.
AUAAGAAAUUGCGUACAUCUAAGGAAAAAUUACAUCUGUAAGAUUUAUAUAUUAAUGAAGUUUAAUUAUUGAAAUAAAUACUACGUAACAUUUUUUUCUAAAAUAUAUACAAGCACAGACAAAGAAACCAUUAAUACAGCAUAUUUUAAAAGAUUUAAAAAUUCUAGUAAGUUAUGACCAAUGAAGAACCCUGUAGAAGUGUAUGGAAUAAAUUUUGUGACUCUGUAAAUAGUGGAGUAUUUUGGACUUCCACGGAAUUUAAAUCAGCAUGUCCUCCGAAAAAGAAAAAGAAAAAGCCGGACGAGGAACUCAAUAAGGGAGUGAAAUUAUCAGACGAAGAUGCAAAAGAUGGUGUAGAUCCCUCGAUUUCAAAAAAAUCGCCGUAUCAACGUCCUAAUGAUAUUUGCCCGGAUGUUAAAUCUUCUUGUUAUAUUAAAAUGCAGGAUCCUUGUAGACCAUGUUGUUGCGAUGAUAAACCAAAGCCACCACCUUGCCCGCCAAAUCGCCAGCCACAAGGAUCACGGGAACCAAUCUGUGGUUGCGAACUUUGUCAGAAAAAUCCUAAUCACGAGAAAUGUUGUGAUAAGAAUAGAGCAUUUCGCGGUAUAGAUAUCAAUCGUGAAUAUUUCGAGAAAGCAUAAAAUUUUUUUAUUAUAUGUCGGUUUAUAUGUUCUAUAUGUAGAAUGAAAUUAUUAAGAAGUGAUAACACUUAUUAUAUUUUAUUAAAUGUAUUCAAAUAAUAUAUAUAUACGUGCAUAUAGA